CCCACGGACUUCCGCCGCCGAAGCCCCGUCCCACCGCCGUCCUUGCGUCCUUCCGGCUCCGUCGUGGAAGCAGCACUUCGCAGCGUCUUCGUGAGGAAGGUACUCCGAGGGACGACCGAGUCGCCGGUGUGAGACGGAAGCUCGGAGACUCGGAGCCGCAGGACGACCGACCCGAGUGCCCACCGUGUGCCCCGCUGCCGCCCGCGCACGCCCAGCCACACAGCUGCGCCCAAGCUUGUCUAGCAACCGCCUGGCCGAGUGCUCACGAUGCUGGGCCCUGAGGGAGGUGAAGGCUAUGUGGUCAAGCUCCGUGGGCUGCCCUGGUCCUGCUCGAUUGAGGACGUGCAGAACUUUCUCUCCGACUGCACGAUUCGUGAUGGGGUGGCAGGUGUCCAUUUCAUUUACACUAGAGAAGGCAGGCAGAGUGGUGAGGCUUUUGUUGAACUCGAGUCUGAAGAUGAUGUCAAAAUGGCCCUGAAAAAAGACAGGGAAAGCAUGGGGCACCGGUACAUUGAGGUGUUCAAGUCUCACAGAACCGAGAUGGAUUGGGUGUUGAAGCACAGCGGUCCCAACAGCGCUGACACCGCCAACGAUGGCUUUGUGCGGCUCCGGGGACUCCCAUUUGGAUGCACAAAGGAAGAGAUCGUGCAGUUUUUCUCAGGGUUGGAGAUCGUGCCAAAUGGGAUCACACUGCCUGUGGACCCCGAGGGCAAGAUCACAGGUGAGGCCUUCGUGCAGUUCGCCUCGCAGGAGCUGGCUGAGAAGGCACUCGGGAAGCACAAGGAGAGGAUCGGGCACAGGUACAUCGAGGUGUUCAAGAGCAGCCAGGAGGAGGUGAGGUCGUACUCAGACCCACCCCUGAAGUUCAUGUCCGUGCAACGGCCUGGGCCCUAUGACCGUCCCGGCACAGCACGGAGGUACAUUGGCAUUGUGAAGCAGGCAGGCCUGGAGAGGAUGCGCUCCGGGGCCUACAGUGCAGGUUACGGGGGCUAUGAGGAGUAUAGCGGCCUCAGCGAUGGCUACGGCUUCACCACCGACCUGUUUGGGAGAGACCUCAGCUACUGUCUCUCCGGCAUGUACGACCACAGAUACGGAGACGGCGAGUUCACAGUGCAGAGCACCACUGGCCACUGUGUCCACAUGAGGGGGCUGCCCUACAAAGCCACCGAGAACGACAUCUACAACUUCUUCUCACCACUCAACCCCGUGAGAGUGCACAUCGAGAUCGGGCCUGACGGCAGAGUGACGGGGGAGGCCGAUGUGGAGUUCGCCACCCACGAGGAAGCUGUGGCAGCCAUGUCUAAGGACAGGGCCAACAUGCAGCACCGCUACAUAGAACUCUUUCUCAAUUCCACCACGGGGGCCAGCAAUGGGGCUUACAGCAGCCAGGUGAUGCAGGGCAUGGGGGUGUCAGCCGCCCAGGCCACCUACAGUGGCCUAGAGAGCCAGUCAGUGAGUGGCUGCUAUGGGGCCAGCUACAGCGGUCAGAACAGCAUGGGGGGGUAUGACUAGUUGCUUAGGGAGGUUGAAGUCCUCGAUCAAAUUGUCACAGGCAGCCGACACGCAGUGAGGAGCAGUUUAUGACUAGAGGAAGCUGUGGGACCCAUUUUGCACCAUGAGUUUGUGAAAUCUGGAUUAAAAAAUUACCUCUUCAGUGUUUUCUCAUGCAAACUUUCCUUCUAGCAUGUGAUAUUGAGUAAACUAAAACUAUUUUCUUCCUUCCGCUUUUCUCGAUUAACAUUUGGGUAGUAUACUUGGAGUGGUGUUUCCUGAGUUAAGUAGUUAAGUAUGUUAAGGAAACUUUGGAUCCUUGGCGCCGACCCGUGAACACCUUGGGGAGAUGUACUUUUUGGACAACUCAAAGGUGCUAGAUCCCUAAUUCAAAGAGGAACAUUUCUCAUGUUUGUUCAUUCUAGUUUAUAUUUUCAUUUAAAUCUUUUAGGUUAAGUUUAAGCUUUUUAAAAAGUUAGUUUUGAGAAUUGAGACACAAUACUAAUACUGUAGGAAUUGGUGAGGCCUUGACUUAAAGCUUUCUUUGUAAUGUGAUUUCCUUUUGGGUGUAUUUUGCUAAGUGAAACUUGUUAAAAAAUUUUUGUUAACUAAAUUUUUUUCUUAAAAUAAAGACUUUUUCACAAUGA
This is a messenger RNA of Heterocephalus glaber (naked mole-rat), 2138 nucleotides long. RefSeq names its product heterogeneous nuclear ribonucleoprotein F (gene Hnrnpf). The record is from RefSeq and is a predicted model, not a curated record. Lineage: Eukaryota; Metazoa; Chordata; Mammalia; Rodentia; Bathyergidae. Gene Ontology annotation, molecular function: RNA binding.